This is a messenger RNA of Eucalyptus grandis, 1383 nucleotides long. RefSeq names its product gibberellin 2-beta-dioxygenase 6-like. The transcript has 4 exons. NCBI's taxonomy places the organism in Eukaryota, Viridiplantae, Streptophyta, Magnoliopsida, Myrtales, Myrtaceae. Gene Ontology annotation, molecular function: dioxygenase activity; DNA binding. The record is from RefSeq and is a predicted model, not a curated record. The coding region runs from base 1 to 1383 and encodes 460 amino acids.
AUGUACGGACGCCUCGACCGAGCGAAGCUAUUCACCGUCACCCAAGCCCUGUCGGAGUUGAAGCAGGGGAACCUCUCGGUUACCUCUUGCUUCAACCGCCUCUUCGCUCUAUGGAAUGAGCUUGAGGCCGCCGAAGAACGACUCGAAGUGGAAGGAUCAAGCUCAGCCCCAGCCCGUCUGUCCAACAUGAUGACACCCCAGGAGUGUGAGCUCCCAGUGAUAGACCUGAGUCAGCGGGGUGCAGAGGAGCACAUAUUCCGGGCCGCCAAAGAAUGUGGACGCUUCCGGGUGGUGAAACAUGGGAUCAGCAGUAAGCUGCUUAGGAAGAUGAGGAGGGAGGAGGUUAAGCUGUUCGAGAAACCCCUUGAGAUCAGGGCCCGCUCUGGCCUCCUCAACAACUCCUCCCCCCGGGGCACUUCCCCUGCCCAGUUCUCCCACCAUGUCCCCCUCAUGAAGAUUUAUGACUCCUCUUGCCAUGGCCAAUUCACCUCUCUCGGAGGAGUGAUGCUGGAGUUGGCCCCCGCCAUGUUUGGGCUAACCAAGACGCUGGCGGGGUUCCUAGAGGAGAGCCUCGGGCAUCAGGGCGGCAGCACGUUCAAAGAGAAAUGUGAUAAGAGCACGUGCUUCCUCCAGCUGAACCACUACCCGGUGUGCCCGCUGUCGCCGGAGACUUUCCAGGGGGUGCCCCACGGGGACAAUUACUUCCUGACUAUUCUCUCCCAGGACCAGGUAGGAGGCAACCGCGACGCUCUCAUUGUCAGCAUUGGAGACCUUCUGCAGGCGUGGAGCAAUGACGUGUACAGGAGUGUGGAGCAAAAGGUGCGGACAAAGAGAGAGGUGGAGAGAUACUCCGUUGCUUUCUCCCUCUGCCCUUCGCCCGACUCUCAGAUCGGGAGCUGCAGAAAGCCCUCCGUCUACGGAAAGUUCACUUUUGGUGAAUACCGGGAGCAAGGCCGUAUUUAUGGUCUUCAGCAUUUCAGGCUAACGGAGAGCGUUGACGUCUCCACAGACUUGGCGCUCUACAAAGACCCGUGGAAGAUCAGGAAAAAGCUAACGGAAAGCGACCUCAGCCCUUUGUCGCGGCUCCUGCUUCCAGGGGGCUGCCUGCAGACCCACGUGUUCCCGCAGAUGGACGAGAAGAUGCUGAGGCACGUCAAGAGCGAGGAGGGGAUGCCGGUCGUCGGCAAAGACGUGGCCACAGGCCACGAGCACCAGUUCGUCUUCCGCUGCUGGAAGUCGACCGGGAGCUACGUGCUGAACGGUGGCUGGACCAAGGAGUUUGUCGAGGAGAAAAGGUUGAAGGUCGGGGACGAGAUCGGGAUGGUCUGGUUCAUGUCCUCUCGCAUGUUCUACUUUAAGGUCCUUCACAGGGCCGCUGCUUGA